AUGGUGGGCUUGCAACCACAUCAAAGACAUGCGCUAAGAUUCUGCAAGCCGGUCUCUUUUGGCCCAAUCUGUGAAAGAAUGUCCACAUUGCUAUUAGAAAUUGCGACCGCUGUCAGCGCACUGGAAACAUAUCUACAUGAGAUGCCGCAAAAGGGCAUUUUAGAAGUAGAAAUCUUUGAUGUGUGGGGAAUAGAUUUUAUGGGACCUUUCCCAUCUUCCUUUGAAUAUAAUUACAUACUUGUCGCAGUAGAUUACGUGUCUAAAUGGAUAGAAGCUGUAGCCUCACCCACAAACGAUGCACAAGUAGUGAUUAAGAUGUUCAAGAAUAUAAUCUUCCCGAGGUUUGGUGUACCAAGAUUAGUUAUUAGCGACGGAGGAUCCCAAUUCAUAUCUAGAAUUUUUGAAAAACUCUUAGUAAAAUAUGGAGAUCGACACCGUGUAGCGACACCUUACCACCCACGAACGAGUGGACAAGUUGAAGUCUCGAAUAGACAAAUCAAGAAAAUUCUUGAAAGGACUGUUGCCACAUCUAGGAAGGAUAGGUCAACUAAGUUACACGAAGCAUUGUGGGCGUAUAGAACCGCCUACAAGACACCUAUAGGAACCACGCCUUUCAAAUUAGUGUACGGUAAAUCAUGCCAUCUACCGGUAGAACUAGACCAUAACGCCUACUGGGCCAUAAAAACCUUAAACUUAAGUUACACUGCCGCAGGCGGACAAAGGCUAUUAGAUAUUAACGAGUUGGAGGAAAUUAGAUUGGAUGCUUACGAGAAUGCUAGGAUUUAA
Molecule: messenger RNA, 786 nt
Organism: Vicia villosa (hairy vetch)
Lineage: Eukaryota; Viridiplantae; Streptophyta; Magnoliopsida; Fabales; Fabaceae
Exons: 1
Coding region: 1-786 (261 amino acids)
Biological process (GO): DNA integration
Molecular function (GO): nucleic acid binding
Source: RefSeq, a predicted model, not a curated record